GCACAAUAAUCUGCACUGUGACUGUUUGAUGAUAAUAUAAUGAUAUAUUUUUUUAUACUUAAUCAGUGCCGACCGCUGAGUGGCUGAGCUCACACUACUGCCAGUACUUAAUCCAAGUUAUUAAGUAAUAAUUAACAAUAAUAAUUAUUAUGCUGUCUAUUAUUGAGAGUUAAUCGUGUAAAAGUGUAAUUCCGUUAUUUCUCAGUCCUCACUCAUCUGCUGAGCGUGAGCAUAAUUUAACUUAUUUUAGUUUAUGUUCAUCUGUUUCAUUACUAACGUUACUAUUAUUAAUCAUAAAUCGUAAUAUUAAAGUAUACCGCCAGCCACAUUAUGAGUAUUUUCAGCGACGUCGAGGAAGCACAGCCCAUCGAAGUGUUCCAUUUAGUGAAAGUCUUUAAUGAAGACGACGAUCCAUCGAAAGUAAAUUUGACCAUUGGGGCGUAUAGGACAAAUGAAGGCAAACCAUAUUAUAUUCCUGUCGUGAAAAAAGCUGAGAGUGUGGUACUUGAUGGUACAUUGAAUCACGAGUAUUUACCAAUAUUGGGCUUGGAAUCUUUUACUAAAGCUGCAUCGCAACUACUAUUGGGCGAUAUCACUCAACGCCAAGAAGAAGGAACUAUAUUUGGUGUUCAAUCAAUCAGUGGUUCUGGAGCACUUAGAGUGGGAGCAGAAUUUUUAGUCAAACAUUUGAAAUGUACCACAUUCUAUUAUUCAAUACCGACUUGGGAAAAUCAUCAUUUGAUUUUCAUGACUAGUGGAUUUCAAGAUGCCAAAACUUAUCGCUAUUGGAAUGAAGAAACAAGAUCUCUCGAUUUUGAUGGAUUUUGUGAAGAUUUAUCAAAUGCGCCGGAAAAUGCGGUUAUUAUAUUACAUGGAUGUGCUCAUAAUCCAACUGGAUUAGAUCCAACUGAAGAUCAAUGGAAAAAAAUUGCAGAAAUUAUAAAAGAACAUAAAUUAAUACCGUUCUUUGAUAAUGCCUACCAAGGAUUUGCAUCUGGAGAUUUAGAGAAAGAUGCAUGGUCUGUGCGGUACUUCCUUAGUCAAGGGUUUGAGUUCUUAUGUUCACAAUCAUUUGCUAAAAACUAUGGACUUUAUAAUGAACGAGCAGGAAACCUAACUUUUGUACUGAAUUCUGUGGAAAAUGUCAAGGCUGUAAAAUCUCAGGUGACAAUGAUUGUUAGAGGGAUGUAUUCAAAUCCACCAAACCAUGGUGCACGUACUGUCAGUACAAUAUUAAAUAAUGAUGUAUUCAAAAAUGAAUGGAUGAAUACCUUGAAGCUAAUGACAGAUAGGAUUAAAGCUAUGAGAAAAUCUUUACGAGAACAUUUGGAAAAGCUUGGUACAAUUGGAACAUGGAAUCAUAUAACUGAUCAAACUGGGAUGUUUUCCUAUACAGGAUUAUCAGCAAGUCAUGUAGAAUAUUUACGAAGCAAAUAUCAUAUUUACAUGUUGCGGUCGGGGCGUAUUAACAUUUGUGGACUGAAUACCAAUAAUAUAAAUUAUGUAGCUGAAGCAAUUACCGAUACUUUAUUAAAUGUUGCCAAGUAAAAUUAUAAUAUUAUAUUGAGAACCAUUACAAACAAAUUGUUUUUAUUGUUUAUUUCUAUGGACUAGAAAUAUUUUUAAUUUAAUUUAUAAAUAGAUAUUAACACAAUUAUACUAAUAAUUGUAUAUUGUUUUAUUAAUAAUAAUAAUAAUUAUUAUUAUUAUUGUAACUAUCGAUUUGUUAAAACGUUGUUAAUAAUACUCUACUAUUAAAUAAUUUACUUGUUUGAUUUA
Metopolophium dirhodum (rose-grain aphid) is the source of this 1779-nucleotide messenger RNA. RefSeq names its product aspartate aminotransferase, cytoplasmic (gene Got1). The transcript has 8 exons. The record is from RefSeq and is a predicted model, not a curated record. Bases 331 to 1548 code for a protein of 405 amino acids. Lineage: Eukaryota; Metazoa; Arthropoda; Insecta; Hemiptera; Aphididae. Gene Ontology annotation, biological process: L-aspartate biosynthetic process. Gene Ontology annotation, molecular function: pyridoxal phosphate binding; L-aspartate:2-oxoglutarate transaminase activity. Gene Ontology annotation, cellular component: cytosol.